This is a messenger RNA of Labeo rohita (rohu), 8352 nucleotides long. Its product is annotated as L-rhamnose-binding lectin CSL3. The record is from RefSeq and is a predicted model, not a curated record. The coding region runs from base 7369 to 7926 and encodes 185 amino acids. Gene Ontology annotation, molecular function: carbohydrate binding. The transcript has 7 exons. Lineage: Eukaryota; Metazoa; Chordata; Actinopteri; Cypriniformes; Cyprinidae.
CGUUUUUUCUGUGGUUUAGCACAACAUGAAUUAGACAAGUAAAAUUAGUCACCAUAAAUUAGCAGAACAACGCAUUCAGUAGUAUGUUAAUCGUUAGAGUUUUAUUAUACCAAUAUUUUUUUGUCGUUAAAGUUCUAUAUAGGAAUAUUACACAACUCACUGAUCCUUUAACAACACACACCUUAUACACUAAAAUGUACUGCCAAUAUGUGCGCUCAUUGGCGCCCCCUCCUGCUGCUUGCGGCCUAGGCGAUCGCCUAGUUUGCCUAUGCCUAGAAACCAGCCUGAUAACGAGCCAGAGAUGAUGCUGGAAAAUGACUCCAAGCCAAAUUAUGAUUCUAUUCAUUCCUCAAUACUGUAGCCCAGGCACACAUAGUUAUACAACUAAGCCAUUCAGCAUGGUAGCCCACACACAUAUAACAUAAUUUCAUGUAUGUUGUAUGUGCAGCCAACAGAAUAUCUGUGGCUGUACUGGCAGUAGCAAGUCUCAGCAGCAGCAACGUAGCAAAUCUAUCCGGUCAAGACCAAAUACAUUACUGUUGCCUUGUCUUUUACCAUUUUAUGUUGAUGUUCUGUUCCUGUAUCACAUCCUGAUUACCAUGUUUGUAGUCCUUUGUAGUUUUUUGCACUUAUUAGGUGUGACUUGUUAGCCCCUGUAUAAAUAAUGACAUGUGCUGUAUAAAGCUCCUAAGAUCAUGUUAUUUUUUUAUUUACAGUUUUAUGGAUUUUUGUCUACUGAAAGUUUUGUGAAAAUAUGUUUGUCAGCUGAACAAUUUGCAUGUUUUCAAACAACGCUGUUCUGUCUCUCACAGCCUCCUUUUCAUUCAUGUCAAAAAUAAAAUUUGGUCUGUGAAGAAAUUUUUUUAAUGAAUAAUUUUAAAAUUAAUCACAAUUUACAUUGUGUAAUUCAGCCUUUUUCUUGCAGGCUUAACAUUUGUCUUUUCUUUUCAGGCAUACCAUUUUUAUGCUUUUGAGAACAAAAUGUACCAACACUUUAGUUGGUGUGUUGCAAUAAGGGAUGCAUAGACAAGAUGGCUAGAUGUCUGUGUGAAUAUUAAAUAACCACAACUGACUUGUGUAACAAUAUUUUUAUCACUUACAAAGAAUUUCUUUGUUUUUGUUUUGUUUAAAUGACUAAUAAAAUAGCUAACCCUGGGUCAUUCUAAACCCUGGGAAAGUGAAAUCCUAGGUUAUCUUGCUUCAUGUUUCACACUGCCCAUACUUUACACAAGGUUAACAAUUUCUAACAAACAUUCCUAAUGUUAUAGAUCUUAUUUGCAUAUUUGUGGUGUCAGUGUCACGCAUUGGACGAGCACAGCACGCAACCUGUUUACAAAAGGUUCUAGCAUUGCACAACCUCAUAUUAUACUGUUUAUUGCAAGAUUAUACUCUCAAGUUUUCCAGAAUUAACUUUUCAGACUAAAAUGGUAAGAAUGAAACACUCUUUUUUUCACUCCAGUUCAUGUGUUUAUACAAUGUGUGUGACUUUGCACAUAAGCACAUAAAUAUAAGGCAUGUGAUUGGCUGUCUGUUGCUAAGCAUCUAUUAGUAACAUUCUAACAAUGUAUUGUUUCACAGUGUACAAAUUUGGCACCACAAUGUGAGAAUGACACCGCAAAAGUGGCGAUAGAACAGCAAUGAACCGAGGUUAAGCACAGUGUGAAAAACCCUAAAUAAAAAUAUCACAAAAAAAUGGUAAAAUAUCUAUUUAGGAAUCUUAGACCUUUCCAGUGAUGUAUAGUUUAUCAUGAUUAGAAUAGGAUUUAUUUGUAAUAUGGUGAAGUAAACUUAGGCAUCCCACUGGGGGCACGGUAACAAUUAAAGGGUUAAAGGUGUCCUUAUUACACGUUACAUGUACUUACUAUUGUAAUAACAAUUAAGUAUGUAUUAACGUAGUAACCCUAAGCCAAACCCUAAUCCUAACCAUAUAGUAAGUACACAUAGUUUGUUAAUAUUAUUCAGUACUUAAAUGUAUAAUUACACUGUAAUAAGGACACCUUAAAAUAAACUGUAACCUAAUUUCAAUCUGUUACAGAGUAAUUAAAUUACAGUUACUUAAGAAAUUGCUGAUUAUUUAUGGACUUUUAGUUGUGUUUUUCCCUGUUCCUGUUCUCCUGCCUUUUGUUCCUUUGACCUAGUUUUUUUUAGUUGCCCAGAUCAUGUCAUUCUGUUCACCUUUGUUCAUUCAAUCAAGUCAUUAGUCUCUCAUUAGCUUUAGUAUUUAUAUUCCCUGUUAUUGUUUGUUUGUAAUUGCUUAGCUUUGUGUUAUGCUACCCCCUGCUCCUGGAUUUUGUGUGUUUGUUUUCUGUGGAUGCAUUAUUAACAGACUUGUUGUGGAUUACUUCGCCGUUGUGCACUUUUUUGAGCACAGAAUCGUUACACAAAGGGGGUUACAUCUGAAUACUUUUAUUAAAUUUCACUAUUGUUAUGAUUUGAAAUCUACAUUAGACCUCAGAACAAUCUCAAAGUAAAAAGAAAAGUCUGAUUUUGUGGUGGCUGUGCUUUAGAAUUAAAUUUUUUAUCGUCUUAAUUCAAGAGAUGAAGGAUUGCUUCUAUUGUUCUCUUUUGUAAGUUGCUCAUUUGUAAGCAUCUGCUAAAUGUAAAUUUAGAAAAAAAGUAAUUAAAAAGUAAUCACAUUUAUAUUACUUUAAUAAAAUAAUUGAAAUACCUUUUACGUUUUAAAUAGGGCAACUUAUAGUCUGUAACCAAUUAUCUAUAAUCUACAUUUCCAAAGUAACCUUCCCAACACUGAUAAGGUAAAUAUCUAGAUAAAUAACCAGGAACAUAACCAGGAACGUUCACUUCUCAAGAACAUAAGGACGUAACAUAUGAGAUUUCCUGGUUCAUAAAACACUUAAUGUUUAUGACCAACCAAAGUGAAUAAUAGAGUCAUAUGAGUUUUACCCAUAAUACUUCCUCUUCCUCACAACAGUCUGAAUUAAUAUGAAUUUCCUUGGGCCUUGAUUCAAUGCACUAUGAAACUGAUAUUUUAAUCACUUUUUUUAUUUUCAGUAUCAUAAGGGGAUAAUUAGACUUUAACAGAAGAAGAAAGAGUUAGAAAUUAUGUACUGUUUGUGUGCCUCCAAAAACAGGAUUGAGAAACAUUUUUCGGGACCAUCUUGGAUGAGCACAGAAACCGGAGAAGGGAAAGCUCUGCUAGUGUCAAUGCACAAAAUGAAACAGAAAAAAACUUUUCCAGAUAUUUUGAUCAAAACAAAGCAGUAAAACAGGAUACAGUAAAAUCAUAAAAUGUAUGCAGUCAGUUACCUUAAUAAUCAACAAAAGUAUGGUUUAUUUUUAUAGGUACAUCUGGAUUUUACAAUUUCUGAGAUUCAGAACUUCCAGAUUUGUUAUCUACAAUAAAGUAUGAUGGGUCUCUGUUUUCUUUUUUUUAUGGGGUUUUUGUAUUUUUCUGAUAUGACAGUUGAGAGCAGACAGGAAAGCAUUGGGUGAAGAGAGGGGGCCAAGAUCAGCAAAGGACCGUGAGACAGGAAUCAAACUCAGGUUGCCAGCAGCACUGUUAUGCUAUGUGUCAGCACACUAACCACUGGGCUAUCAGUGCCAACCUUGUGUCUCCUUAAGAGAAUUCUUUCAUUUUCUUAGUUUUCUUUCUGUUCAUUCAUUCUCAUUUAAAAAUACACGAUUUCAUGUAAUUUUACUAUAUCUUCUUGCCUAAACAGCACGUUUUAUUUAGGGGUGGCUUUCAUGGAUGAAGCUGCAUGCUCGUUGUCUUCAUCGGGGUCUUAACCUGACUGCAGUUCGUCGUCGUAACCGACUUGAGUGGGCAGAUGCUCACAUUUGAUGGCAUCUGGCACUUUGGAGAGGUGUUCUCUUCACUGUACAGGGCAGAUGGCAGACAGCGUGUAUGGCGUCGUUUGGGUAAGCGGUUUGCUGAUGUCAACGUUGUGGAUCGAGUGGCCCAUGAUGGCGUUGGGGUUAUGGUAUGGGCAGGCAUAUGUUGUGGACAACUAACACAGGUGCAUUUUAUUGAUGGCAUUUUGAAUGCACAGAGAAACAGUGAAUAGAUCCUGAGGCCCAUUGUUGUGCCAUUCAUCCAAGACAAUCACCUCAUGUUGCAACAUGAUCAUGCAUGGCCCCAUGUUGCAAGGAUCUGUACAUAAUUCCUGCAUACUUACCUGGCCAGCAAACUGCACUUGAACAAUAUUUGAGAGAAAUAGGCCUUUUGUGUACAUAGAAAAAAAGUCUUAGAUCUUUGAGUUCAGCUCAUGAAAAAUGGGAGCAAAAACAAAAGUGUUGCAUUUAUAAUUUUGGUCAGUGUAUAUGUUGCAGUUUAUCCAUACUACAGUAGAAACAAGAAGGUAAUGCUUUAUAAAACCAUGCUGUGAUCCGUAAGGUUUCAAGAUUUAAGAGGUUAUGAACUAUAACUCUACUUUUCUUUGUUCCUUUGCUAUAAAGACAGCAGACAGCGAUGGAUCCACUGCAAUUGUUAUCUACUCUAUUUUGCAAUGUGGAAGUAAGCAUUAUUUGUUACAAACCAGUGUGUUUAUGAUUGUGACUAAACAUUAAAAUAUUCUAACAAAUAAUUAAUAACAAAUAAUAUGUACAUAAAAUAACUGAAUAAAAUAACUGAAAGUGAGUGACACUGGAUGUUUCGCACAUUCAAGUUACAAAUGGCCUUUACACAUAAAGGUUCUUUACAUGUACACUCUUAAAAAUAAAGGUUCUUUAUUGGCAUCAGUGGUUCUAUGAAUAACCUUGAACACCUAUGGAAACUUUCAAAUGCAGAAAAGGUUCUUUAGAUUUUUAAAAUGUUCUUCAAAAUGGUUCUUUUAGAAACUGUUUAUUGAAAGGUUCUUUGGGGAACCAAAAAUGGUUCUUCUAUGGCAUCACUGCAAAAACACCCUUUUGGAACCUUUAUUUUUAAGAGUGUAACAGUUCAAUUUACAACCAUAUCAACUUGAAGAAGCUUUUUUUUACAGAAAUGGUUCUUGAGUUCUUUAUUCACGCCUUUUUGUUUUUCAAAUCUAUAACUGUUAAAGCCACCUCUUUAUUGAUUUUGAAGCUCAGUUAUCCAAUCACACAGACUGUCAACACACUCUCAGCACAUAGAAAUCAUUCUUAAAAUAUCUGGUUUCAUGCUUUUUUCUCACUUUAGUUUAACUGAACAUGUCAGUGCAAACAGUUCUGUUCAUUUAUAGAUCCUUCUUUAUUCUUCUCCACUAAGUACUGUAAGUAUCAGAUUCAGACUGAUAUCAGAAGUUUUUUUUAAAGCUAUCCCAUAAUUCCCAUUUUAAAUUGAGUAACUUGUAAUCUGUAACCUAUUAAUUGUAUUAUCUAUUUCCAAAAUAACCUUCCCAACUCUGAUGAUCAAAUCAUCUAGAUAAAUAAUUAAGAAUGUUCAUAACUCAAGAACAUAAGGACAUAACAUAUGAGAUUGCCUGGUUCAAAAAACACUUAAUGUUUAUGACCAACCAAAGUUAAUACCAGGGUCAUAUGACUUUUACCUAUAAUACUUCCUCUUCCUCGCAGCAGUUUGAAUUAGUUUGCUGGUAUUACUCAUAUAAAAUUCCUUGAGCCUUGAUUCAAUGUACUAUAAAACUGAUAUUUUCAUGAGAAAAUGUACAUGACCUUUAUAGCAUAUGGGGAUACUGCUGAAAAAAAUACCUGGUCACCCAGCUUAGCUGGUCAUAGCUGGUCAGCAGGCUGGUUUUACAGGGGGUUUGGCCACUUCCUUAGUUGGAACAACCAGCUAAAGCCAGCCUGACCAGCCUAGGAUGGGAGAUCAGGUAAACCAGCUACUUCCAUCUUAAACAAGCUAAGAUCAGCCAGCCAGCUUAGGCUGGUUUUAGCCGUUUUUUUUCCAGCAGGGUAAAACGAAAGAGAAUAUGUACUGUUUGUGUGCCUCCAAAAAUAGGAUUGGGAAACAGUUUAUGGGACCACCUAGGAUCAGCACAGAACACAUUGGGAAAGCUCAGCUAGUGUGAAUGCACAAAACACAACAGCAAAUACUUAUUCGGAUAUUUGGUUAAAACAAAGCAGUAAAAAAUAGUAACCUUACUUAAAUAAUAGAUUAAAGUUGCAUUUAAUCAGGGGCAGCCAUAGGCCUAAUGGUUAGAGAGUCCGACUUGUAACUGAAAGGUUGCAUGUUUGAGUCCCAGGUCCGGCAGGGACUGAAGGUAGGGGGAGUGAAUAACCAGUGCUCUCUCCACCCUCAGUACCAUGACUGAGGUGAGUCCCUUGAGCAGCUGCUCCCUGGGUGCUGCAGCGGUAGCAAUAUGGCUGCCCACUGCUCCUGGUGUGUGUUUGUUCACUACUCACUACUGUGUGUGUGUGCACUUGGAUGGGUUAAAUGCAGAGCACAAAUUCCAAGUAUGGCUCACCAUAAUUGGCCACAUGUCACGUCACGUCCUUUCCUUUUUUUUUCUUUUUUAAAUAUAGGGUCAUUAAAUGUAAGAUACAAUAAAAUCAUAAAACCUAUUCAGGUCAGUUAGUUUAACAACACUUAAAAUUUCUAAGAUUCUCAACUCCCAUUUCCGCAUUUGUUAUCUACAACAAAGUAUGAUGGGUCUGUGUUUGCUAUAAAUAUCAUGUGCACAUGUGUCUCCCUGAGAGGAUUCUUUCAUUUUCUUUAGUUUUCCUUCUGUUCACACAUUCAACAUGCUGGUGCAAACGCUAAGCUGGUUCAUUUGUAAGUAUCGAUUUAGAACCAGUUCAACUUGAUUGAUUUCCAUUUUUCAGUUUUUCAUUUUGUUUCAUUUUGUUUAUUGGCACCCAAACUCCCGAACAGCCUUCCUGAUAACGUUCGGGGAUCAGACACACUCUCUCUGUUUAAAUCUAGAUUAAAGACACAUCUUUUUAGCCAAGCAUUCAAAUAAUGCAUCUCAUAAACUUUUCCUGCAGCUAUAUCUGAUCAAAUGUUCAUUAUUAAUCUUUUAGCUCUGGUUUAACAAACCUUCCUUUUCUUAGUUUGAACAGCAGCUACGCUAAUUAUGUUCCUAUUUGUUCUCUGUUUUUGCCAUGGGAUUGACAUCCCAUGGUAACUAGGAAUUCACAAGCUCCAGUGUGGAUCCAGAACACUUAAGAAGAGAUGAUGCCAACCCCACAGAGGACUUCAGAUGAUGCCAACCCUGAAAACAUACAGCACUACCGGAAUUCUGCUACUAAUUUAUAGUGUUCUUUGUCUGUUUGAUUACGUCAUUAAUUGAUCUUUACCACACAUCUCUGCCAUAUGUACAUCAAGCUACUACUACAUAUAUUGUAAAAAUGUCAAUUUGGUGUAAAGCUGCUUUGCAACGAUAUGUAUCGUGAAAAGCGCUAUACAAAUAAAUUUGAAUUGAAUUGAAUUGAAUUAUUUGAUUUUCAGUGCUGCUGUUUCUGUCUCAACAUGGAGUAGAAGCAUACAAAAUAAUGCUGAUAUGUGAAGGAGGAUCUGCAUUCCUCAGCUGUGGUGUGGGAUACAUAACGGUUGUUGAAGCCAACUAUGGACGGACUGAUAGUGUAACAUGCACAAGUGGGAGACCAGCUAAUCAGAUUUCAAAUACGCACUGCUUCCAAGAAUCAUCCCUCAGUACAAUGACCACUCGGUGUAAUGGAAGAAACAGCUGUCUUGUUAGUGCAGCAAACUCAGUUUUCCCUGAUCCUUGUACUGGGACAUAUAAAUACCUGAAUUUGACUUAUGACUGUCUCCCAGCAAGAAGAAGUGCAACCUGUGAAAAUACCCAAAGCGUCAUUGUCUGUGCUACUGGUGUCAUUUUUGUUGAUCAUGCCAAUUAUGGACGACGGGAUCUUGUAACCAGACCUAAUAAAUUAGCAACAACACCACACUGUUACUCUCCUCAGACCAGGAGUAUGUGUUCCAGGUGCGAUGGGAGGAAGUCUUGUCAACUACAUGCUUCAAGUUCUCUCUACACUGAUCCAUGUAGGGGUGUCCAUAAGUAUCUAGAAGUGACGUUCAACUGUGCAUAAGAUGCUACUAAUAUUGUUUUUACAAUAAAUUGCAAUUUACUUUAGAAUAAAAUAAAAUAAUAUAAUGAACCUUUACAUUUUACAACUUAGAAAACUUUUGAAAACUGAAUACUGUCAUGUUCCCUGUCUUGUGUUGGAUUUAUAUGUUGUAGUUCUUGUCUCCUGAGUUUCUUGUGCCAGUUUGUAGUCCUUCUGUAAUUUCUUGUUUAAUUGGUUCCCCUUAAUUGUCUUUCCAGGUGUUGUCCUGUUAUCUUGUUACCCUUGUUAGUCUGUAUAAAUAGGCCUUGUUGUUACAUGUACCUGUUUCUUGUUUUGAUUAUGUUGUUCUUAUUAAAAUUCCUGCACUUUUUUUCUUUGAUUCCUUCAUUACACAUACUGAUUUGAUGAGCCUUUUAAACUACAACACAAACAAGCCUCUUCUCACAC